Molecule: messenger RNA, 297 nt
Organism: Histoplasma mississippiense
Lineage: Eukaryota; Fungi; Ascomycota; Eurotiomycetes; Onygenales; Ajellomycetaceae
Exons: 2
Coding region: 1-297 (98 amino acids)
Source: RefSeq, a predicted model, not a curated record
AUGGCAGGAAACGAUGUCUCUGCCGUCCAUCGGGCAUUUAACAAACUCUUUACAACCUUGACCCCUGAUCAAGUCCAAAACUUCCAACAUUUCUUACAUGAGGCUACUGCUUCCACCACAAAUCCUACCGGCAAUGCCGCUGGAAUCCCUUCAAUGGGCCAUGGCCCUACGAACAUUCAAAAAACGAACUCUCUUACCGACAUGGCAACUCCAAUUCUUGCACCAGCAGCAUCCAAUGCAGUUUCUCGAAUCCCUCCUUCCAGGCAAAGCGUGCUUCUACUCUACGGCAUUCCCUGA